UUCAGAUCAAAAAAUAAGCUCCACCAACUUCCAUCCAUGGCUUCCAUCUCCAACCUCUCUACUCAGGCGGCCACUUCUCUGAAGUCUUCUCCUUUGCCGCCCAAACUUGCCACCACCACCACCACCUUCUCUCUCCGAUUUCCUUCCAAACUUGCACUUUCGUCCUCCAGGUUGUCCCUUCGCACCAACGCUCCUCUAGCCGCUUCCUUACUUGUUAGAUGUAGCCAAGUUGGUGGAAAUGGAAGCCAUGUGAAGAGAACAACUCUCCAUGAUCUCUAUGAGAAGCAAGGACAGAGUCCAUGGUACGACAACCUGUGCCGUCCUGUUACUGAUCUUCUUCCCCUGAUUGAAAGUGGCGUCAGAGGUGUUACAAGCAACCCAGCGAUUUUUCAAAAAGCAAUAUCCACCUCAAAUGCUUACAAUGAUCAAUUCAGGGAACUUGUACAGGGAGGGAAAGACAUUGAAAGUGCAUAUUGGGAACUUGUAGUAAAAGAUAUCCAAGAUGCUUGCAGACUAUUUGAGCCAAUCUAUGAUGAAACUGAUGGAGGGGAUGGUUAUGUCUCAGUUGAGGUUUCACCCCGACUGGCUGAUGAUACCCAAGGGACUGUCGAUGCUGCAAAAUGGUUGCACAAAAUGGUUGAUCGUCCAAAUGUAUACAUCAAAAUUCCUGCAACAGCACCAUGCGUUCCUUCAAUCAAAGAAGUUAUUUCCCUGGGAAUAAGUGUCAACGUAACUCUCAUAUUUUCGCUAUCUAGAUAUGAAGCAGUUAUCGAUGCUUAUUUGGAAGGGUUAGAGGCUUCUGGUCUAGAUGAUCUAUCUAGAGUUACCAGUGUUGCUUCUUUCUUUGUGAGUCGAGUAGACACACUUGUCGACAAGAUGCUCGAGAAAAUUGGAACACCCGAGGCUCUUGACCUCCGAGGCAAGGCUGCAAAUGCUCAAGCAGCUCUAGCUUUCCAACUUUACCAGAAGAAAUUCUCUGGUCCAAGAUGGGAAGCCCUUGUGAAGAAAGGUGCUAAAAAGCAAAGAUUGCUCUGGGCUUCAACCAGUGUCAAGAACCCAGCUUACCCCGAUACUCUAUAUGUCGCCCCUCUUGUUGGACCUGACACGGUGUCAACGAUGCCUGAUCAAGCUCUACAAGCGUUUAUUGACCAUGGAAGUGUUGGAAGGACGAUUGAUUCGAAUGUUUCAGAGGCUGAAGGCAUUUACAGUGCUUUGGAGAAGUUGGGCAUAGACUGGGGCUUUGUUGGGUCUCAGCUGGAGCUGGAAGGAGUAGAUUCAUUCAAGAAGAGCUUUGAAAGCCUGCUUGAUAGUCUGCAAGAGAAGGCCAACUCUCUGAAACUAGUCAGCCUGUAGACCUCAAUAUGUGUGUUCAAGUAUUUGAUUUGCAUCGAUAGACCUCAAAAAUAAUAAAGAGAUCAUCGACUGGUCGCCAGUCGGAUGCUCUGUAAAGUGGUUUGGUUGUGUAAGCGAAUGAAAAAUUGUGUAAUGGGAGUUUUCUAAGUGAGGUAGUAGUGAAAUGAUGAAUGAUUUUGGCAUUUAUAUUACUUUCCCUUAUCUUUUCUUC
Cynara cardunculus var. scolymus (artichoke) is the source of this 1564-nucleotide messenger RNA. Its product is annotated as transaldolase. Gene Ontology annotation, cellular component: cytoplasm; intracellular anatomical structure. The transcript has 7 exons. NCBI's taxonomy places the organism in Eukaryota, Viridiplantae, Streptophyta, Magnoliopsida, Asterales, Asteraceae. Gene Ontology annotation, molecular function: transaldolase activity. Gene Ontology annotation, biological process: carbohydrate metabolic process; pentose-phosphate shunt. Bases 37 to 1353 code for a protein of 438 amino acids. The record is from RefSeq and is a predicted model, not a curated record.